Aspergillus mulundensis is the source of this 1521-nucleotide messenger RNA. Its product is annotated as Ytp1 family protein. NCBI's taxonomy places the organism in Eukaryota, Fungi, Ascomycota, Eurotiomycetes, Eurotiales, Aspergillaceae. The coding region runs from base 1 to 1521 and encodes 506 amino acids. The record is from RefSeq and is a predicted model, not a curated record. The transcript is spliced from 5 exons.
AUGUUGGGCGCUCUCCAGUUACGCGGGGUGCUUGGAGCCCUGCUUCUCAUCUCCCCUGUCCUGGCUCACGGCGACCAUGAACACGUCCCCGAAGGUGCCGGUGUCUCCGAAGACCCUAUUGACUCGACAUUAUGGAUUCAUAUGAUUCUCAUGGGAUUGUCCUUUGGGAUUAUCUUCCCCUUGGGCAUGGUACUCGGUAUUAUUCGGUCACGAUGGCACGUCCCUGUCCAGGUUAUCGGAACCGCUAUCGCCAUUGUUGCGUACUUCCUUGGCCAUGCGCAUAAGGGCCGCCAAUUCGCGAAGAACGUUCACGCCUCGUUCGCAAACUGGCUGAUGUUCUUCUUAGCCGCGCAAGUUAUUCUCGGGAUUUAUCUUAAGCUACACAUCGAAAGGGGUAUUCUUGGGAAGUUCCGGAAGGUCCUCGUUGUCCUCCACGGCAUCCUCGGCAAGGCGAUGCCGAUUCUGAGCUGGGUACAGAUGCUGUUCGGGGGGAUCACUUCGUUGGGAUUCUGUCGUGAUGACCAUCUCGGACAGUGCUUGGCCCACUUUAUCAUGGGCAGUGCUUUUAUCGCCUACGGCAUCCUGCUUACUAUUUUGCUGCUUGUCGGCCAGUACUGGCUGCGCCGCACCGGCCGCAGCCAGGAGUUUUUCGACUCUCUGGUUAUUGCGGCGUGGGGUUGUGUCAACACCUUCACGGAACAUCGGUGGGGCGGGCCUUGGGUUCAUAACGAUCUCCAACACACUACUAUGGGUAUCGUCUGGUGGUGUGCUGGUCUGUUGGGUAUCUGGCUGAGCCGGAAGCGAAACGGCCGACCCAAGAGGAAUCUUAUCCCGGCUAUCGUUAUUCUUCUUACGGGUUAUGCCAUGUCCGGUCAUCCGCAGCACUCAAUGAUCAGCACCAUGGUUCAUACCAUUUUUGGCUACACGUUGAUGGCGGCUGGUUUGACUCGAAUCAUUGAGAUCUCCUUCGUGCUGAGGGACAGGAGCAGUGUGAACGCAGAUGGCUCGGAUCCUAACAGCUUCCAGUACUUGACGCCUUUCCUACUAUAUGCCUCCGGAUUCCUCUUCAUGGGCGCCACUGAGGAGCAGAUGAUGCUUCUUGAAAACGCCGGAGUCACGCACGUCUCGUACAUCCUUAUCCUCUACAGCAUUGCGUUCAUCCUCUUCCUAUUCGUAAACAUUCUCCUCCACAUCUAUGCCGUCCAUGCCUGGCCCGAAUCCGCAGACCCUGCAGCCCCUUCCCACUCCCGCACCAGCACCGACCAGGUUCCCUCCGGCUCUAUUGCCCUUCCGAACGGGCCCGGCAGCAGCCGAUUCACGCACAUGAAUGGCCACGCCCGCUCCCCCUCUGAAGCGCAGCGCAUCCAAGACGCCGAGACCUUCGAGCUCCAGGGUCUUAUCUCAGAUGAGGAAGAAGAUGAGGAUAAGGUUCCGCCUUAUGAGGGAAGGAGAAAUGGCCCUGGCCCGAGGAAGCCUGAAGAUGAGGAGAGUGCGCCGCUCUUCAGGAAAGACCGGGAUUAA